UCCACCGUUUUCCCCAGCUCAGGCCAGUGGGGCAUGCGCAUUACUUGUUCUCCUAAACCAGCUCGGCUUUUCCCGCCCUACGCUGGCCUCCGGAGGAGGGUUGGAGUUUAUGGUCCUCUCUGGGGAUGCUUGCUGGGGAUGCAGGAACUGGUGGGUAGUGGAUGUCCUUUAAGUCUUGAAUAUUAAGAAGCAAAUUUCAUUCUUUGAGACUAACUCCUAAGGGCCAGAAGGCGGGAAGAAGUUGUGUGGGCGGGGUCAGGGGGUGAAAGGUCAUAGGGCUCCGGAGGGGCGGAGCGAGCCGAAGACCGAUGGCGGCUGCGACGGCUCAUCACAUUUGGCGGCAGAGUCGCUGAAGCAGGGACGUGGGUCGGGAGCGUCCGGCGGUGGGAGUAGAGCAGUGGCUGCCCCCAACAUGCACAGUCUGGCAACGGCUGCGCCUGUGCCUACUGCACUGGCUCAAGUGGAUAGAGAGAAGAUCUAUCAGUGGAUCAACGAGCUGUCCAGUCCUGAGACAAGGGAAAAUGCUUUGCUGGAGCUAAGUAAAAAGCGAGAAUCUGUUCCUGACCUUGCACCCAUGCUGUGGCAUUCGUUUGGUACUAUUGCAGCACUUUUACAGGAAAUUGUAAAUAUUUAUCCAUCUAUCAACCCACCCACCUUGACAGCACACCAGUCUAACAGAGUCUGCAAUGCUCUGGCGUUACUGCAGUGUGUGGCGUCACACCCAGAAACCAGGUCAGCAUUUCUUGCAGCACACAUCCCACUUUUUUUGUACCCCUUUUUGCACACUGUCAGCAAAACACGUCCCUUUGAAUAUCUCCGGCUAACCAGUCUUGGAGUUAUUGGGGCUCUGGUGAAAACAGAUGAACAGGAAGUAAUCAACUUUCUAUUGACAACAGAAAUUAUCCCUUUGUGUUUGCGCAUUAUGGAAUCUGGAAGCGAACUGUCUAAAACAGUUGCCACAUUCAUCCUCCAGAAGAUCCUCUUAGAUGACACCGGUUUGGCUUACAUAUGUCAGACAUAUGAGCGUUUCUCCCAUGUUGCCAUGAUCUUGGGCAAGAUGGUCCUGCAGCUAUCCAAAGAGCCUUCUGCCCGUCUGCUGAAGCACGUAGUGAGGUGUUACCUUCGACUCUCAGAUAACCCCAGGGCACGUGAAGCACUCAGGCAGUGCCUCCCUGACCAGCUGAAGGACACAACCUUUAACCAGGUGCUAAAAGAUGACACCACCACGAAACGCUGGCUUGGACAACUGGUGAAGAACCUGCAAGAGGGCCAGGCUGUCCUGGAAGGGUAUUAUAUUGAGGGAGGAGAGACGGCGGUGGAUCUCACCUUCAACUCAAGUCCUCAAAGAUGUUUUCUGGAAGACCUUUAAGAGGGAGGUGCCUGGGAUUAAGAAGAUAGGCUACUCCAUCCCAUUUUUUUUUGUUUUGUUUUAGUGUGAAUUUCUGCUCCAUCUGUCUUCAUUUUGUACUUGAAGCAGUAUUAGCUGAAUUGAGUUCAUUUUGUUCAGAUUUAAGGUAGAGUUUUGAGUCUACUAUCUUAAGUCCACUCAGUCUUUUUUUUUUUUGGACACAUUCCCUUUUGGUCUAUGGGAAUUACAGGGUUACCACUAAAAUAUUUUUUACUGUUCACAUUGUGUUAGAGAAGCCCCCUUCCUUCUCUUGAGCUUUGUGUGACUAUUCACAAUCCGGUGUGAACUACCUUGCCUUCCCUCCAUCCCUCCUCUAGCCAGUACUGCUCUCUUAUCCCCAACUCCAGUCAACAGUGGGGUUGUUAAUUCAACGCUAGAGAGAGACCAGGUAUUUUCCUUUCACAUCUCACACAAUUGAAGGUGUCUCUGAGUAAGUGUGGGACGAGGGUCUAUAAGUUGUGACUUCAGAGAAAUCUUUACAGAGGCAGUUUUGCCAACACAAGGGCUCUUUCAAAGCCGACUUUCACAAGGGGAGCCGGCCUUGCUAGUUGGCUCCUGUCUCUUUAGAGCCAAGAAAGUUGAAAUUAAGUAGUCUAGGUGUAGGAAGGGUAGGAUAAGCACUUAUUCCCCUGCCUUCCAAGCUGAAGAGGAGAACGAAGCCAGCUCUCAGUAAUCUCAAGUCUGAAGAGAAGAGGUCUUGGAGGAGCAGAAAAAGCCCAGACUGGAGAGACGUCUUGACUGCCUUCAGCCCAUAGUUUGUAUCUGGAGAGCCCAGCUAGGGUAACCCUGAGUUUUGCCAGCCACCUCCCAGCUGAGCCAAAGUUCUCUCAUUCCCCCUCCACUGGACAAGCAGCUGAGGCCCAGGGCCUUGCUCCCUGGGAAAAUUUCUUUACUCUCCAUCUUUUGGUGCAUUGGCCAUAUUGUUGUGCCAAGAGUGUCUUAAUCCUCGUUCCAUCUAUUCUCAGCUGGCCUUGGGCCCCACAUAGGUGUUCCAGGGGAGGGAUGGAAAUGGGCGUUAUUCCCUGUAGUUGAUCCUGAUAUCGUGUGUGUAAAUAGACCCCUCCUCUCAUUUUGUGUUUUUCAUCCCUUGCACUCCCUCAACAGGAUUGAAAUAAAAUAUGCUUCUGUUUUUAUAAAAGUAAGUUUUU
Messenger RNA from Artibeus jamaicensis (Jamaican fruit-eating bat), 2556 nucleotides. It is a transcript of the gene CNOT9, whose product is annotated as CCR4-NOT transcription complex subunit 9. The record is from RefSeq and is a predicted model, not a curated record. The coding region runs from base 413 to 1369 and encodes 318 amino acids. NCBI's taxonomy places the organism in Eukaryota, Metazoa, Chordata, Mammalia, Chiroptera, Phyllostomidae. The transcript is spliced from 9 exons. Gene Ontology annotation, biological process: mRNA catabolic process; negative regulation of translation. Gene Ontology annotation, cellular component: P-body; CCR4-NOT core complex; CCR4-NOT complex.